Messenger RNA from Rhipicephalus microplus (southern cattle tick), 2255 nucleotides. It is a transcript of the gene Srrm234, whose product is annotated as Serine-arginine repetitive matrix 2/3/4. NCBI's taxonomy places the organism in Eukaryota, Metazoa, Arthropoda, Arachnida, Ixodida, Ixodidae. Gene Ontology annotation, cellular component: nucleus. The record is from RefSeq and is a predicted model, not a curated record. Gene Ontology annotation, molecular function: mRNA binding.
UGGUGGCUAGAAGGAGCCACUAUACCUGUGGUUCCGUUGGAUUCGUUGGGUUUAUGCGUUCGUCGGCGAGCGACGCACCCACAAACGUCGAUUUGUUGUCCGUAUCAUUCCGUACUACUUACGGUGUUCUCUGGUACUACGCGCUUCGAUAACCACAGCUGUAACGAUCAACAACGCCUGGCCGGCGGAAACGACAACAUGUACAAUGGCAUUGGGCUGCAGACUGCCCGUGGCAGUGGCACCAAUGGCUAUGUCCAGCGCAACCUUUCACUAGUGCAGCGCUCGCGUGACAAGGUCAACUACAAGACAGAGGAGGACAUUCAGCGCCUAGAUGCACAGCUCAUCCGCAAAGCCAAUUCAGAGAUCCUUGAUCAUGAACGCAAGCGCAAGCUUGAGAUCAAGUGCCUCGAGCUCCAGGAAACCAUGGAAGAGCAAGGAUACGAAAAGGAUGAAAUAGCCACCAAGGUGGACGAGCUGCGUGAACUUUUGCAGCAGCAGGGCCACCUGCUGGACUUCCCGGCUCCCAAGGAUGAGGCAGGCCGCUCCAUUGUGAAAGAAACGCACCAGAUGGCAGAGGCCAACCACGAGAAGAAUGCCAAGCUCAAGGAGGCCUUGGGCAUCAGCAGCUUUUUUGUGGAAGGCAGCUCCUUUGACCCAGACCGCAAAAACCGUGAGGCGGCAGCUGCUCUGCACAACAAGCAGCAGCAGCUACACAGUCUUGUUCCCGAUUCGGACAGCUCUCCUGAACAGAAGUGUAGGAAGAAAAAAAGCAAAAGGAGUCCUGUGCCCAAGAAAAAGAAGAGCUCAAGGAAGCGUGCAAGGUCGGAAUCUCCUGCGGUGGUGAAGCGCCACCGAAAAAGCAAGCCUAAGAAGAAGCAGGCAUCCAAAUCGAAACGCAAGUCCUGGAAAAGUCCUGUGACAGAGAGCCGACGCAAGCGACAGCGACGAUCUCCAUCAGUGUCUAGCAGUUCAGAAGAUGAGAGCAGCGAUGAGUCAUCACUGUCAUCCUCUGAGGAUGACAGCGAGUUGUCCUCAUCUGAGGAAAGCAGCCCAGAGCGAAGUAGGCAUGGCCAAAAGAAGAAGUCUAAAAGAACGCACCACAAAUCGGUCGGCAGCAAGCCCCACAAGUCUCGGAAGGACGGCAAGCAGAAGCGGCACCGCGCUGAGGAACAACGACACAAGAAGCCACUGACUACUGGCGGGGGGGACAAGCACCGGAGGGGGACGCACAGUGGCGACAGCUCGGAGGAAAACAAGGCGCUCCUCCGCUCGUCCAGCAGUGACUCGGCUGGCCACCGCAGGAGGCUGUCCACCAAGAAGAAGCACAAGUCUCGCAGGGACACCAGUGAGGAAUCGUCAUCUGAGCAGUCGUCUUUGUCGUCUUCUUCCCAGGACGAGGAGCCACAGAGAAAGAGGCCUACCAAAGCGGGCCGUGGGGACCCAAAGGAAGCAGUCAAGGUCAAACCAAGUAAACCCAACAAGACCAGCAAGGAGCACAACAGUGACCAUGAUAGUCCCUCCAGGCGGUGCUCAAUGCCAUCGAGUCGACCGGCCCAGCAGGAAGCUUCCUCUCCGAAGCAGCCCAACGGACACACUGCACCCCCUCGUCCAGCACCUGCCUCCCAGUCACGCUCCAGGUCUCGCAGCAAGGGUCACCGACAUUCCCCACGGAAUUCACCACACCACCGUCACAGGGACUCACGAUCACCAUCCUACAACUCGUACCGCAACAGAUCCCCAGGACGAAGUCGCUCACGGGACCGCUCUUACAGCAGCAGGAGCUACUCGCACAGCUCACGGUCUUGCUCGAGGUCAUCUCGCUCGAGGUCAUACGCUCGUAGUCCUUCCAUUCCGCGUCGCAAAGGCUCCCCGAGCUUUCUAGAUAAGAGGCGCAUAACCAGUUUUGCGUUUUCACUUCUGCUUGGUUUGGGUCCAGGGCUCCUGAUGCUAAGGUGAGGUACAGCAGCAGCAGCCGAAGUCGAAGCAGCUCCCGACAUGGCCGCCAUCGUCGCCGAAGGCGGUGACCUUCCAUUUUUUUUUUUUGCCUUUGUUGCCUUUUUUUUUCUUUCUCCCUCUCUCUCUCCUUGCUCUCCUAACAGAGGCACUAAAAGACUCCUGCCAAGAUCUCAUUGUUGUGCAUAAUUAUGGCUUCUGGGAGGACACGGACAGAGAUUUUACCUUUUAUGUUGACAGCACAGUAUACCUAGCUCUAUCCAAAAUGAGCGACAAAUAAAGUCUUGGUUUCAUACGUGUUC